UAUGCGCUCGACGGUGGCGAAAGUGAUGUGGAGGUAUAAAAACCGUCCGGGUCUCAUCGACAACAAGCAGUUCACUUCUUGAACGCACAGAACAAACACACGAGGCAGCUAUGAAGCCAUUGCUGUGCAUCGCGAUCUUAGUCCUCGCUGCAGUGGCACUUGGUGCCGAGGCCGAGGAGAAGAAAGCAAUUGACGCUGGCGAUAAGAAGCAAACCAAGCGUGGAUUACUCGACUUGGGUUACGGAUACGGCGGUGAUUUCGACAAUGGAUACCAUGUUGGAAUUGGUGGACAUCACGGACAUGUUGAACACUUUGGACAUCAUGAUCAUCAUGACCAUCAUCAUCAUUACUCCCCGAUCAACCUAGGUCACCAUACCGAUGUGGAGAAGACCAUUACUUACUACAAGGGUAUCCCACAACCCUACCCGGUGUACAAACACGUCCCGGUACCAGUGACGAAACAUGUUCCAGUCCCAGUGAAGGUACCCGUUCCACAGCCGUACCCCGUUGAGAAGCAUAUCCAUGUUCCAGUUAAGGUCCCUGUCAAGGUACCAGUACCAGUGCCGCAACCCUACCCGGUUGAGAAGAUAGUGCACGUCCCAGUCAAAGUGUACGUGGAUAAACCAUAUCCAGUGAAAGUUCUGGUCCCACAGCCGUAUCCAGUCGAGAAACACAUUCAUGUUCCAGUCAAGGUACCCGUACCACAACCGUACCCUGUUGAGAAACACAUUCCAUACCCAGUUAAAGUACCCGUACAUGUUCCACAACCCUACCCAGUCUACAAAGAAGUACCAGUACCUGUAAAGGUACCAGUUGAUCGUCCAUACCCUGUGCAUGUCCCACAACCAUACCCUGUCCAUGUAGAAAAACGUAUUCCAGUCCCAGUAGAGAAACCAGUGCCGUACCCGGUGAAAGUACAUGUUGAUCGUCCAGUACCAUACCCAGUGGACAAACCAUACCCGGUUCCAGUUAAGGUACCUGUACCACAACCUUUCCCUGUUUACAAGCAAGUCCCGGUACCAGUUGAGAAACCAGUGCCCUACCCGGUGAAGGUACCAGUUGACAGGCCUGUGCCCUAUGAGGUGAUCAAGCAUGUUCCGGUCCAUGUUGAGAAACCAGUACCUGUUCCAGUGAAGGUACCUAUUCCGGUACAUGUCCAUCAUGAACAUCAAUACGAACACCAUGAUCACCACUAUGACCAUCACGACCAUCACGGCCACUACGAUCAUCACUACUAAAUAGAUAAUUUAUAAUUGUGAUCCACACUGUGUGUGCGCUUCUUCAUGCUGAGAAUGUGUGUCUUUUUUCUUCUUCUUGACUUGACAUCGAAUAAUUCUUCAUUUUUGUUUUUGUAUCUUUAAUUUAUAUGUUUUAUAAUAAAAAAAUAUUCUUUA
Molecule: messenger RNA, 1394 nt
Organism: Dalotia coriaria
Lineage: Eukaryota; Metazoa; Arthropoda; Insecta; Coleoptera; Staphylinidae
Exons: 2
Coding region: 111-1238 (375 amino acids)
Source: RefSeq, a predicted model, not a curated record